This is a messenger RNA of Dermacentor albipictus, 7752 nucleotides long. RefSeq names its product CCR4-NOT transcription complex subunit 1 (gene Not1). The record is from RefSeq and is a predicted model, not a curated record. Gene Ontology annotation, biological process: negative regulation of translation; nuclear-transcribed mRNA catabolic process, deadenylation-dependent decay. Gene Ontology annotation, cellular component: CCR4-NOT core complex; P-body. NCBI's taxonomy places the organism in Eukaryota, Metazoa, Arthropoda, Arachnida, Ixodida, Ixodidae. Gene Ontology annotation, molecular function: molecular adaptor activity.
UGUUCUGCUGCUCGUCGAAGGAAAGUGCGUGCGGCCACUUGCGUGGGUAGGACUUUUUCGAUUCGACCCGUGGCGGCGUAACCGUUGCGCCAGGCGCACUGGCGAGUACGACUUGGCGAGUUGCGAGUGUUGAACGUCGCCGUAAUGAUAAUGGAGUGAAGAGUUUCCAAGCGGUCCUGAUGUUGGACAUCGCACGAACAUUGUGCUUUUUUGUUGGGAGCAAGCGUAGCGAUACAAGGAACCUCUUGUGUAAAUGGAAGAAAGCUUCAAAGCAGUUUGAAGCUUUCGGUGUGGUAUUCAUGGAACUAUGAACCUAGAUCCGUUGUCUUUUGCUUUGUCUUAUAUUAGUUACUCUGUGUCCAGCUUGACAAAGAAGAACUUCAAGUCCAGUGUUCAAGAGAUUUCUCGCCUUGUCGCCCUGCACGGGUUUGAGGCAGAGCGGCAUCUGCUUCGUUGCCUUUUUUCCCACGUUGACUUCAGUGGAGAUGGUAAAAGUAGUGGAAAAGACUUCCAUCAGACCCAGUAUUUGAUUCAGGAAUUUAGCUCCAUUCUUUCCAAGCCCAAUUUUUUGUCAAGUGUGUGCUUUGCUAUAGAAAAUCCUCUUCAUCACCAAAAGAGUCUUCGACCAAGCCCCUUGCUACUGGCCCAUAUCAGCCGUGUGCUAAGACUGAACCGUGUGCAAGAAGUUGUUCUUGGCACUUGUUUGCUUCAUUCCUCCAGUACAGAGCUCUGCAUUUGUGCUACACAGUUUAUUCGACUCAAGCUUCCCGACCUUUUACGGUCGUACACAGAUUCUGACUCAUCCACACAGGAGGGUGAUCUUCAGGAUUGCUCUCCUGAGGUUCUUCACCUUCUGCUUGUAGAGUUAUUGAACAAAAAUUCUGAACACUUUGGUGUUACUAAUGAACUGAAGGAGUCUUUCUUUGAGAAUCUCCGUAAAGAUUUUCCUCAGGAUAGAGUGCCGGUAGUUUUAGCACCACUGCUUUACAACGAAGCAUCUGAUGUGCUCAUGGUAAAAGGAAUGACUGAGCCAGCUUCAAACAUGUCGAAACCAAUGGAACUGUCACACGUAGACCUCAUCAAAGAAGUCGGCUAUGGCUUCACUGCAAGUGUGGAGGAGUGUCGCCAGAGCCUCAUCCAGAUGGGUCUGCGGGACCCUGGGCCAUGCAUGGUGGCCAGAGUUCUGUCCAUGAUGGCCAACACCCAUACAGGCCUUUCUGAGCCACUCCAAGGCCUGGGGCCUUCAGCAGCAUCUGCUUGGGGGGCUGACAAGGAUGCCAACACAAGCCAUGUUACUUGGAACAUUGACAUUUUCAUUCAGGCACUCUAUGACUUGGUACCGACACUGAACUGGAAAGAAGUGAUUAGUGAAUUGGACUUUCCAGGCUUCUUUGUGAAGGAUCGACAAGGCCUGAAGAUCCUCUGGCAUGGCUUGUGCAGAGGGCUGGGCAGUGACCCUUUCCCUACAGACCGCUUGUACAGAGUUUGGAGGAACCCAGAGUCCCAGCUAUCAUUGUUUCAUCAGAUUAUGAAAAAUUCUGACAUUGUUUGCCUGACUGACUACAAGUACCGGCCUGUGUCGAUGGAGAUCUUGAAGGCACUUCCUGAAGAUGACAACAGGGACAUUGCUAAUUGGAAAUCUUUGGAUCUUGUAGAGACUCUCCUGACGUUGUCAGAGAAAGUGCAGUACUCAUCGCAUGUACAUGAUUUGUUCAAAUAUCCUGUUCAACAUUGUCCUGACUUGCUGAUGCUUGGGCUUCUACAAACUUCAGGGCCCAUGCAAGGUUUUCGUCAAGAACUCCUGACAAACCUUGUGUUUGUGUUUCUCAGCAAUCAUCCAAAUUCUGCAAUAGUGCUGCAGGCAGCUUGGAAUGUUCAGAACCACGCCAGUGUGGUUCGGCCCUUGAUCAUGCACACCAUGGCGGACUGGUACAUGCGUGGUGGAGAGAGCGAGCAAGGACGCCUCUCUCGAAUUCUAGACGUUGCUCAAGACCUGAAGGCCCUCUCUGUGCUACUGAGCAGCAACUCUUUUCCUCUGGUGAUUGACUUGGCUUGCUUGGCCUCACGCAGAGAAUACCUCAAGCUUGACAAGUGGCUCAAUGACAAAAUCUUUGAGCACAAGGAGGCAUUCAUUCAAGCCUGUGUCAAUUUUCUGAAGCGUAGGUGUCCCCAGAUUAUGGGUGGCAUAGUCAAGGAGGAGAAUUUGCCAAAAAGUGCUCAACUACCAACUGAAACACUGGCUACUAUGCUGUCCUGUCUCCAGCAGUAUGCAGGCAGUGUUAGUCAGGAACUUUCGGAAACCAUCUUGACCAUGUCAGGAAAUUGUAGUAUUCUGCUGAACAAGCCACGCCAACCACCACCAGGUGUCGUCAAAACACCUAGGGGCUUGGAGCCGGCAUUUUCAGCGGCUAGCCUCAAUCCAUCUCAGGCUCCUCAGCAGCAACAACAGCAACAACAGCAGCAGCAACAGCAGCAACAGCUGGAAGUCCUUAGCUCCUUGGGAAGCCUGUCCAUGAGUGGCCCAGCUGCAGCACAAGCCCCACCGCUUGGUGUGGGAGGUGGACCACCACUAUUUGGCAGCUCAUUUGCUACACCAGGCUCACCAGCCAAGCUUUUUGGGGCACCUCCAAGUGCGGCUGGUUCAGCUGGGCCACCACCUCCUGCUCAAGGAACCAGCUUUUCCAAUGUUGUGCCCAGCCUUGGAGAUGUAGCAAGCAUCCUGCCUGAAAUGAACCAGCCUGUGUCAAAAGAGAUUGAAGAUGAAGCUAAUGGAUAUUUUCAACGAAUUUACAACCAUCCUCCACAUCCCACAUUGUCCAUUGCUGAAGUUUUGGACAUGCUGAAACGUUUCCAAGAGUCUCCCAUCAAGUCUGAGAGGGAUGUGUUUAACUGCAUGAUCAAGAACCUGUUUGAGGAGUACAGGUUCUUUCCACAGUAUCCCGAAAAAGAGCUCAUUAUAACAGCACAACUAUUUGGAGGCAUCAUUGAACAGAGUCUUGUAACGUACAUGGCUCUGGGACUGGCCCUCCGCUAUGUGCUGGAUGCUCUUCGCAAGCCAUUUGGCACGAAGAUGUACUACUUUGGCAUCACUGCACUGGACAGGUUCAAAACAAGAUUGAAAGACUACCCGCAGUAUUGCCAGCACCUGGCGUCUAUUCCACAUUUCAAGGACUUUCCUGAACACUUGAAAGAGUAUGUUGACUGUGGUGCGCGGUCUCAGGAGCCCCUGAAUCGACCCCAGGGCCAGACUUUGCCCCACAAUCUGGCCAUGUUGGCUCAGGGACUGAACCCAGCAACAACACCUCAAGGUCCAGCCGUACGUGCUGCACCUGCAGCAGUGCCUACAUCUAGUGCAGGUGUAGCAGCUACCUCAGGAGUAGUUGCCAAGCCCACCACUGUUGGGGGAAAGGAUGCAUGUCCCAGCACUCCGCCCUGUCCGUCAUUCGCUGGCAUUCAUGGCAUCGAUCACAAGUACUGCUUGAGACAGCUCGAUCCGAAUGAGAAGCGGGAUACGCCAUCCAUUGCCAACCCUACGAACAUAGAUACUUUGCUGGGUGCCACUGAGAAGGAUGAUAAGCUGGUAAUACCACCAGAAGCUGUUCAAGACAAAGUGGCCUUUAUCAUCAACAACCUUUCCCAGGUGAACCUUCCCCAAAAGACAGAGGAGUUCAAGGAGGUGGUGAAAGAAGAAUAUUGGCCUUGGUUUGCCCAGUACAUGGUGAUGAAGCGAGCAUCUAUUGAACCCAAUUUCCACACGCUGUAUGCUAAUUUCCUGGACACUGUCAAGAUAGGGGAGCUUUCAAAGCUUGUACUGCGAGAAACAUUUCGUAACAUAAAGGUUUUAUUGACCAGUGAUAAGGCGCUAGCCAAUUUUUCUGACCGAUCUCUGUUGAAAAGCCUAGGCCACUGGCUGGGAAUGCUAACCAUGGCAAAAAAUAGACCUGUUCUGCAAGUUGACAUGGAUGUAAAGUCCUUACUGGUUGAGGCAUACCAUAAAGGGCAACAGGAACUGCUUUACGUGGUGCCAUUUAUUGCCAAAGUCCUGGAAUCCUGUGCAAAAAGCAGGGUUUUCAAGCCUCCCAAUCCUUGGACCAUGGGAAUAUUGGAUGUGCUGUCGGAGUUGCACCGGGAGCCAGAGUUGAAGUUGAACCUGAAGUUUGAGAUUGAGGUUUUGUGCAAGACCCUAAACCUAGACAUCAAUGACCUAAAGCCAGGUAUGAUUCUGAAGGACCAAGAGCGUCGCAAGCGACUAGACCCGCAGCUCUCGCCUCGGCAUAAGGUGGAUAGCCCCCCAUUGCCCCCCUCUGUGGUGGCUCCAACGGCAGCCCCACCUUCUGCUGCCCCUCCAACCCUGGCGCCCCAAGGACCUUCGGGGGUUGUAACAGCAGCAGCAGGACCUGGAGGGCCUGUAGCACAGGUGGGGUUGCCGCCACCGCAGCCUGAGGAGGCGCCAGCAACGUUGGGUGUAUCUGGGCCAUCAAUGUCCGCAUUCCCUCAACCACAGUUUUCGUACCAUGAUAUCAAUGUGCUUUCUAUGACCAACUUAGCCCAGCACAUCCAGAUAAACAGCCAGCUUCCACUCUUUCAGGCACAUCCUCAUUUAAAACAGUAUGUGCGCACAGCCAUAGAUCGUGCGAUCCAGGAAUGGAUAAUGCCAGUGGUGGAGCGCUCUCUCAAAAUUGCACUUACAACAUGUGAUCAGAUUGUUCGAAAGGACUUUGCAUUGGAUCCUGAAGAGUCCAGAUUGCGUGCAGCAGCCCACCACAUGGUGCGGAGCCUGACAGCUGGGAUGGCUAUGAUUACUUGUCGAGAUCCAAUGUUGAUGACCAUCAGCAACAAUCUGAAAGCUGCCUUUCACACUGCACUGAGGCUUCAAGGAGCAAGCCUUCCCCAAAAGGAGCUUUUAGAACAGGCAACCACAGUGGUGGCUCAAGAGAAUGUGGAACUCGCCUGCUGUUUCAUCCAGAAGACUGCCAUCGAAAAAGCCAUCCCCGAGAUUGACAAAAAGCUUAGCCAGGAAUACGAGAUCCGCAAGAGUGCUCGCAGUGAAGGCCGGCGCUACUGUGACCCUGUCGUCUUGACAUACCAAGCUGAGAGGAUGCCUGAACAGAUUCGGCUCAAGGUUGGCGGUGUGACUCCACAGCAAAUGGCAGUAUAUGAGGAAUUUGCACGGAACAUCCCUGGAUUCCAACCUAUUUCUGAAAGAGAUCAGCCUUCCUUGUUCCUUCCAAAGCCUGUGGUGCGACAGAGUGGCUUUGCAAGUUCUGUGGAUGACAUGACACACUUGUAUGACAAGAUAGUUUCUGAGCUGGAGCAGCAAGUUCAUGGGCUCCUAGGUACUGUUGUGCCCUCAAACCCACAAGUUGCAGCCCUGCAUGUGCUGCAUGAGGCAGUGCUGGUGGCACGCAACUCAAGGGAAGCUGUUACAGCCAUGGCUCUGCUUCAGAAGACAGUGGAGAGUAUGGCUGAAGGGCUGAGCCACUCGCUGGGAGCAGACCCCGAGACUGCGCUGCGCUUUCGCGAGGCCCACCUGGCAGUGCUGAAGACACUGGCCGAGGGUUACGGUCACCCAUGGGCAGCCAAGCAUAUAACACGCUUCCUUCUGGAGCUGCGUGAGGAGAUUCGUUGGAAUGUGGAUGUAGUGGACCCUCUGCUUCGAUCAGGCCUGCUGGUGUUGGCCACUUUUGACCUUCAUCUGGCCCAGUCCAUGGAGAAUGGCAUGAACUAUCCAGCGGUUGACUUUGCCAAGCAGCUCGUGCGCUUGUACUUCUCUGAAGGUCGUCAUGGUGACUACAACCUUUCAGAGUCGGACCUGUGUAAUACAUUGGAAACACUUGUGCGCAUCAAUGCUCACUCGAGGCAACCACAAGAGGGAUUAUCCCAAGUGAUGGAGAUGCUACGUAGUGGAAGUGGCGGAGGCGCAGUGGAGUACGGGGGUGUGCCCAGCAGUGGGCCGAUGUCAAUGAUGCACUCGGGCAUCAGCCAGGCACGCGAGUAUGAUGACCCACCUGGCCUGCAUGAGAAGACAGAAUUUCUGCUACGGGAGUGGGUGUCAAUGUACAAUGCCCCCAGUGCUGGCAAAGACUCUACCAAAGCUUUCCAGAUAUUUGUACAGCAGAUGAACGUACAAGGCAUUUUGAAGACUGAUGACCUGAUCACCCGGUUCUUUCGUCUGAGCACAGAGAUGUGUGUAGAGCACUGUUACAGGGCCCUCCUGGAGCAGACACCCAGCAAUGCAACAAUUGUUCGCUCAAAAUGUUUCAACUCUCUUGAUGCAUAUAUGCGCCUGAUAGCCCUGCUGGUCAAGCUCAGUGGAGAUGCAUCCAACCCAACAACCAAAGUCAACCUGCUCAACAAGGUGCUUGGCAUCGUGGCAGGUGUAUUACUUCAGGAUCAUGAGUCGCGGGGUCUGGAGUUCCAACAGCUUCCUUACCAUCGCAUUUUCAUGAUGCUUUUCCUUGAGCUGAGUGCACCUGAACCAGUCCUGGAAGCCAUUGGCUUUCAUGUGCUUAUGGCCUUCUGCAACACUCUGCAUGUUCUGCAGCCAUGCAAAGCGCCUGCUUUUGCCUACUCUUGGCUGGAGCUCAUCUCGCAUCGUGUGUUUUUGGGCCGUGUCCUUGCCCUGACUCCCCAACAGAAAGCCUGGGGUAUGUUUGCCCAGCUGCUGAAUGACUUGUUCAAGUUUCUGGCUCCUUUCCUUCGCAAUGUGGACCUUGAGAAGCCUAUCCAGCUUCUGUACAAGGGCACAUUGCGGGUGCUGCUGGUGCUGCUGCAUGAUUUCCCAGAGUUUCUGUGCGAUUAUCACUAUGGUUUCUGCGACCUGAUUCCUGCAAACUGCAUUCAGAUGCGCAACUUGAUCCUUAGUGCAUUUCCUCGACAUAUGCGACUGCCUGAUCCUUUCACGCCAAACCUGAAGGUUGAAGUACUGCCAGAAAUCACGCAAGCCCCUAGAGUUCUCACGAACUUCGCUUCAGUCAUUCAGCCUCAGAGCUUCAAAAAGGAUUUGGACUCUUAUAUUAAAACACGGGGUCCUGUGACAUUUCUGUCUGAACUUCGGAGCAAUCUUCAGGCAACAACCGAACCUGGCAUUAACUACAAUGUGCCAUUGAUGAAUGCACUGGUGCUCUAUGUGGGCACCCAAGCCAUUGCUUACAUUCAGAGCAAAAGCCUGACUCCCAGCAUGAGCACAAUUACUCAUUCAUCGCACAUGGACAUAUUCCAGAACUUGGCUGUUGACCUGGACACCGAAGGACGGUACCUUUUCUUGAAUGCAAUUGCAAACCAGCUCCGGUACCCGAACAGUCAUACCCAUUACUUCAGCUGCACACUGCUGUACCUGUUUGCUGAAGCCAACACUGAAGCCAUCCAAGAACAAAUAACAAGGGUAUUGCUGGAGCGCCUCAUUGUGAAUCGUCCACACCCAUGGGGUCUCCUGGUAACCUUCAUUGACCUCAUCAAGAACCCAACGUUCAAGUUCUGGAGCCACGAAUUCGUGCGUUGUGCGCCAGAGAUUGAAAAGCUUUUUGAGUCUGUGGCAAGAUCUUGCAUGCAGCAGAAGCCACCCACAGAGCCUUCUGGUUAAGAUGAACCAGAUGGUUUCAUUGUAUAUAUUUUUCUUUCUAGCAACAUACACAUUGAUUUUAAAGAUUGCAUGACUUUGUACAGAGAAUGCUAGAUUUGCCAUUAUUAUUUCUAGUCCAUGGCAUUUUGUGGAAAAUAAAUGGCUGUGGACAGAAUUGUUUUUUCUGGAAA